Candidula unifasciata is the source of this 951-nucleotide messenger RNA. Lineage: Eukaryota; Metazoa; Mollusca; Gastropoda; Stylommatophora; Geomitridae. The record is from the annotation of a GenBank genome assembly.
AUGAGAGCUUUUAUAGCAGUUCUAUUGCUAGGUGUUGCAUUUGCCGACCCAACAGUUUAUUUCAAGGAGCAGUUCGACGAUGAUGACUGGGAACAGAGAUGGGUCACCUCUAAACACAAGCCUGAUUUAGGCAAAUUUGUUUGGACAGCUGGCAAAUUUUAUGGAGAUGCGGAAAAAGAUAAAGGAAUUCAGACAUCUCAAGAUGCCAGGUUUUAUGCCUUGUCUGCCAGAUUUGACAAAUUCAGCAAUGAAGGCAAAACACUGGUCAUUCAGUACACAGUCAAGCACGAACAAAACAUCGACUGUGGCGGUGGCUAUGUGAAACUCUUCCCCAGCAGCCUUGACCAAUUGGACAUGCAUGGAGAUACACCAUAUAACAUUAUGUUUGGUCCAGACAUUUGCGGACCAGGAACCAAAAAGGUGCAUGUCAUCUUUAACUACAAGGGCAAGAAUUUGUUAAUCAAGAAGGACAUUCGUUGCAAGGAUGAUGUCUACACCCACUUGUACACACUGAUUGUACGGCCAGACAACACCUACGAAGUGAGGAUUGAUGGUGAGAAGGUUGAGAGCGGAGAUCUGGAGAAUGAUUGGGAUUUCUUGCCUCCACAAAAGAUUAAGGACCCCGAUGCCACAAAACCCGAUGAUUGGGAUGAGCGUGAAAAGAUUGAAGACCCCAGUGACACCAAACCAGAAGACUGGGACAAGCCUGAACACAUCCCUGACCCAGAUGCCAAGAAGCCCGAGGAUUGGGAUGAUGAAAUGGACGGAGAGUGGGAGCCACCCAUGAUUGACAAUCCUGAAUACAAGGGAGAGUGGAAGCCAAAACUCAUUGAUAAUCCAAACUACAAAGGCAAGUGGGUACACCCUGAAAUUGAUAACCCAGAAUAUGUGCAAGAUGAUAACCUGUACAGUUAUCCUGACUUUGGGGCUAUUGGCUUUGACUUGUGGCAG